Haliaeetus leucocephalus (bald eagle) is the source of this 4869-nucleotide messenger RNA. RefSeq names its product testis and ovary specific PAZ domain containing 1 (gene TOPAZ1). The record is from RefSeq and is a predicted model, not a curated record. Bases 1 to 4869 code for a protein of 1622 amino acids. Gene Ontology annotation, biological process: spermatocyte division; spermatid development. Lineage: Eukaryota; Metazoa; Chordata; Aves; Accipitriformes; Accipitridae. The transcript is spliced from 20 exons. Gene Ontology annotation, molecular function: protein binding.
AUGGACCCCGGAGGAGGGCAGAGCACGGAGGAGCCCGGCGGCGGUGACCCCGUCCGGGGGACCCCUCAGGUGCCGUGCAGCAGCUGGUGUUGUGAAUCAGGCCGUCACCAGUCGGAGAACGGCUACUUCACAACACCAGGGUCGCACCGCACCACGGUUCGACCGCCGGCCAGAGAGGAGCAGAGGUUCCCGCGGGCAGGUCUGGUUGUUCCACACGGGACCCCAGUACCUUGGGCCACCCCCAAGCCCGCGGCUGCGGCCGUGGCAGGGCCUGGUGGCCUCUCACCCCGCGGCCACUGCGACACGGGGCUUCAGGCGACAGGGGAGCAGCACGAAGGCUCCCCAGCCGAAGCCAAGAAUCCAUCGCCAGGCCAGCUCCGCCGCCCUGAGGGGCAGCGUUUGCCACCCCCGUGCUCGGCCACGCCUCAGGAAAGGGGUUUCCGCCAUGAAGGCGGCACCGUUGACCCGGCAAGGGGACGAGCAGGGAGAGGCGGCGGCGCCUCCCUCCUCCAGCCCGUGAGUGUCGGCCGCGCACGGGCCCGCCUCGGAGCCGCCCUCACGCCACCGCCCUCGGCGCCUCCCGCCCUGCUCCUCCACUGGCCGCGCCGCCAUUACCCCCCGCGGCGGGCGCCCGCCUCUCUCUGCGAGCGGCUCGUUGCGGGCAGGCGGCGCUGGCGGGGCUUAGACGAAGCGUCGAGGGACGGCUCGGUGAACGACAGACGGGGCGACGGGAGAGGGAGGGUUGCGCGGGAGGGAGGCGGCGGCCUGCGUCGCAUGGGCGGCCGCGGCGCGGUCCCUGAGGCGGGGGAGACUCCUGUGAUGCCGCAGUUAAGGUCAGGGAAAGUGGUAACUGCCAGCGAGGUGAAGUCAGCUGACGGGAUGGUCACCAGCCCAAGCUCCCUGGGUGCAGGGGUGGGUCGUGAGCCAGGGAAAAAGUUGUUAGUCAAGCAGAGUCCUCACCUGGCACCAAAGAGAAAACCUGAGCAGCCCUUAUCCUCCUGUCUGCAACCUGCCAUGCUCCCCAGCAGUUCCUGUGAGCAGUUUGCUCCUCUUGUGCCCAUGCAGAAGGUACAAGCAAAGGAAAAAUGGAAAGCAAUUGAGCGGGACGCUGGUACACAGGCUGUGAAGAAGCUUAAGACAAAUCGAAACAGAUCAGAAGCUUCCAAGGAGAAGGAACCUCACUACUCUAAAUCUCUCAUGGUUGCUACUUCAGGAAAAAAUAGUCAUGAAGCACAAACUAUAUCAGUCUGGAGAAAGAAUAGUACCAAAUUACUUGCAUUUGAAGAUGGCUUUAAGAAGACAUCUGAGCUCUCUGUAACAGCAAAAGGAGAAAAUUCAGACAGUGUGGCACAUCAUUCUGCUGCCUCAGAUAGCCUGAGAGUGCUAGCUGAGGUCCAUGAUGUUUCUAAUUGUCACAGAAGCAAGACAGAUGAAAAACUGAAGAAAGUUCAUAAAAAAAUUCAGCAGUUUACCUGUCAAAGAGCAGUACCCAUGACUGGUAAAAAUGUUUGGCCUUUCAACUCUUGUGCCAGGACUUCUGAAAGGGUUCGUAAAAAUCAUGGGUCCAUCUCAGAAGAAAAAAGACUUUUAAGGGCUGCCUUCAAGGAAUCCUCUGAUAAAAGCAGUGUUAAAGCUGCAGCAGACAGUGCCGUGACUAGGAAUUUGAGACAGUUGGAUUUGCAUACAUCAUCGGUAGAAGUUAACAAAGAAUCUACACAUAAAAUAAUAGAUCCAAAUACUGAAUGUCUGACUUCACUUGAAACACCAGAAUCCUCUUCCGUGGAUAUUUAUGAGACACCAAGAAAGAGCAAUGAAAAUGCAGAAUUACCACUUAAUAUGGAUAGAAGUGCCAUGGCGCUUAACCAUGAUGAUGUGCAAGAAGUUAAAGCAACCUUGAAUUUUACAACAAAACAAAAAGAUAAAGGAGCUGUAAUGAAGAGAAACCUGUCUGUGACAGUCCAAAAUGGCACAUCUACAAGUAACAGAAACAGAAUAAACUUCAGCCGUGAAGCAUCAGUAGUGAACCAGACAUCUUCUGAUUUAAAGCUAAUGAAACUAUUAAACACUGGAAACCUGACAAAAUUCAAAAUUCCUUUAUGCAGAAACAAACCUGAAUCCAGGAAAUUGGAAUCUGUCCGUUCAUUUGAAAGAAAAUCCUGUAGUCCACUAGAGCUUCUUGACAGCACUAGUGUUUCAAGAAGGCAGAAAACAGGUGAAGAGACUUUUUUGGUAAAUUCCAAGCAGCAGCCUCUUCCUGUUGUGAGUGAUGCUAUGUCUACAGCUUCCAUGAGGAAAAAAGCAGAUGAGAUCAACAGUAAGGACUUUCAGCAUGGUAGCUCUGAAAACUUUUCAAAUGAGAUGUCUGCGCUCCCUGAACAUUUUUCUUUAUAUCCACAUCCUUUUCUUGAUGGACAACUAGAGUCAUCUGUGCCUGAUUUCCGUGGUACUGAAUGUGUACUAAAAUCUCAUUUUCCUGAUGAUUCUUGGAAUGCAGUUGACCACCCUGUUGCAUUAGAAAUAAAUGAUGAUAGCAAAUCAAGAGGGAAUCUUUCACAGCACAAAAGUCAAAAUUUUCCAGAUAUUCUUGAAGCUUACAAAGAAGAUGUUCUUGUCAUUGAUGUGAUUCAGGAUGACCCUGACCUUUUUGGAACCAAUAACAAAGAGGAGCUCGCACCUGCAGACUGUGAAAGUUGUCCUGUGAAGGCAUCCGGUACUAGCACCUGCAUUAAAGAUGAAAAGCAGGAUCUUAAGCCUGAGUAUCCUGUUACCACAGAAAAUGGAGAUUCAGUAGAGGAUAAUUUCAGAUGUAUUACCAUACAAGAAUCUGGAAUGUCAAAUGAUACUGAAAGUUGCUGUGACUGGGUGCUGAAAGCUAAAGAUAUUAAAACCCGGAACUCCUCCAGAGGAAGCAGUCCUUUGGGAGGUGUUACUGAAGACUUUCUUGAAGAUGGGCAACUGAGAGAACUAGAUGAACUUUUAAAGAGUUUUGACAUGGAUGAAAAGGCUUCUUAUUCAGUCCAGCGGAUCCUCGAGAUGAUUGAGUUGCCCCGUAAAUAUUGCAGAUUUUAUUUCACAACUUUGCGUGGGUGUGAAAGAGCAAAAUGUUGGUUUUGGCAUGUUCCUGAACAAGGGGAUGAAAAGAUUUGCAUGGCAAUACUUAGGGCAUACAUUAGUAUCAAUGAAUCAGGCCUUCUAAAACGUGCAGUCCAGAUAUUUGUGAAAUAUUACAGAGAAGUUACUCCUGGUGUGGAUUUUGUUUCUCAAGUACUGAAUGAUCUUCUCAUUUCUUUGCUCAAGAACUGUUUAUUGCAGGAAGUAUUUCAGAUAUUGAAUGUUACUGCACAAAUCAAUACACUGCCAGCUGUAGAUGUUCUUCUGAAAGUUUUUGAGCAUGUGGCUGCUUUGAAUAUAAGAGAUGCUGUGCCUACAUUAAUCAAUACUUUUUGUAAGCUUAUUGAUGCAGGUAUGUUCCUUGAGUUUGAACAUUUUGACUAUAUUAUUAAGUUCCUUCACCAAUUGCAAGUUUCCAGUCAGGAAAUAAAUACUGUUUUGAACAUAAAAUCCAGAUUUCAGGAAAGACAUUUUGAAAAGAACUGGCUUUUUGACUUUAACUUGGCAGUGGCUGAAAUUCAGCAUUGCAAGGAAAAAAGUGAUUGGACCAAACUAGGAUCUUUGUAUGUUUAUGCGAGAACUGGAUGUGAACAUUUUGAUGAUCUUCAGAAACUGUCUUUAUGUAUUGUUGAAGUACUAACUAGAGAUUCAGAGACAGACAGACCAGGAGUUCCUUUUUGUGAUUUUGCUGAUGCAGUAAUAAAAAAUUCACAACAUAAUGAAGCAGACAGAAUUUUCAUUGGAAGGAGUGGGAUAAGCGUAAUGUAUUCUUAUCACAAAGCACUACAGUGGAUAAAGGGAAGGAAGGUUUUGGAUAAAUUGCAUGAGUUACAGAUACAUUUUACAGUCUUGAAAGGACUUAUAGGUACAGAGAGGUUAGCAUCAAGAUGUCAAAUUGUUAAUAAAGCUGCAGAAAUUUUUCUUAAAACUGGAAGUUUGAAUGGAGCGACAUGGGUAUUAAGAGAGUCAGAGUGGACCACAAAUGCACCAUCGUGGCCCUGUGAUAAAAUGGACAUCCUCAGUCGACAUAAUCUGUUAUCCACACUAGUGCACAACUACUUGAGGAAGAGUUUAUACAAGCAGGCAUUUGAAGUUCUGCAGAACUUGCCAGGUUUUCAAAAUCAUUCUGAUACUGUAGAUGUUUCUCACUACAGCUGCCUUUUUAACAAGCUGAUAAAUGCCUGUUUUGAGAGCAAGAACCUUGGGGUCUCAUCUUGUGCAGUAGACUUCAUGCUUUCAAAAAACAUAGCUAUUGAUUUUUUUUUACUCAGAGGAUUAAUCACAGCUUUGGGAAGAAGUUCUUUGUGGUCUAAAGCUAGGACCUAUUACAAAAGUGCUUUAUCAUUGGGUUGCUACCCACCACUGCAAGGAAAUUUAUAUCACAAACUUUUGACAAUUCCAUCUUACUUGUCUGAGGUAGAGAUGCUGUUGGCCAUUGAAAUGUUCCUUGUUUCAAAUGCCAGUGAUAUUCAAAGUCCAAUGGCUACUAGUCAGACUCUUCAAAUAAUACUGAAAAGAUGUGAAGAUCAGACAGUUCAGAAUAACAGUGUCUAUCAAGCAGCAGUGGAGAGACUGAUCCUGGCUGCUCGUUUAUCUGAUCCAAAGCUUUUUCUUAAGCAUAUGACAAUGAAUGUCAAUAUGGAAGAAGUUUACAGCCUGGAGCUUACAUCUGCUCUAAAAUGGCUUCAGGAGAAUAUGAAAUGGGCUGGGAAGGUCUGGCUGUUUCAGCAGUCAAUUGUAAAGACUUUUGGUUUUUAA